UGUGCUCUGGGCUUGGAGGGAGAGGUGGUGGCAGAGGACCAUUGUGGGCAGCUCCUUGUUGAGAGGCUUGACAAAGAGCUGCUCUAGUGGUGAUGGGCAGCCAGUGGUGGAGGCCCCCCCAAAUCUGCCUCUUGAGGCAACUGCCUCUCCUUAACUCAUAGAAGGCAACAGGGCCAGUGGUCUGACUUGGUAUAGGCCAUGUACCUCCUUUCAAGAUAUUCCCUCACUGGAGGUCUUCAGGCAAGAGGCUGGACAGCCAUUUCUUCUGGGAAUGCUUUAGAUCUGCAUUUCCUGCAUUGAGCAGGAGGUUUGACAAGAUGGCCCGUCAGGCCAUCCAACUCCUUAUAUCUGUGAUUGUGUAUUAGCAUACACAGAAAGUUUACUUUGUCUAAGGAUAAGAACUGCCCACUCUAUUUCUGCAUGAAUCACUAUUAUGAGCUUCUUUUUGAGAGGCUAUAAUUGUGCCCUUCAGUAACUGAUUGGAUGAUCCAUGCUGACAUGGCAAAAUUAUCCACUCCCAGUGGAAAUUAAUGGAAGGAAGAUCAGAAGAGAGCAAUGGAUCAGGCAGAGACACAGCAGGCACCCUCCUCUUUGGUAAAAACAGCAUCAUGUCGAGUAAAGGAUCCCUUGAGGAAAGUCCUGAAGACAAUGUCGAUGAGGUUAAUAAGGCUUUAGAGCACUGCUUUAAACAAUUCAAGUUCAGAGAGACUCAUCCACAUGUUUUCUUUAAAGUGAAAGCAAGUAGAUUUGGCCCAGCCAGAUCUAGACGCCGCAUUCUUAUUGCCCCUCCUAUGAAAGGAAUGGCUCCUACUAGCCCCAAACCCCACGUGCUCCUUGGCCCAAAGGAGAAAGAGCAUACUUUGGAAGAACGUCUUGCAGAAACUACAAAAGAUGAACUACAAGACCUGGAAGCUUGGAUUCAGGAGAGGAAAAAACUGUGGGACCUGUUGAACAACUGUGUGAAUCUUGAGAAAUGGUUAGAGGCCAAACAGCCCGUGAAUGAGCUGGAAGCAAGUGUGUUGGGGAAAAUAAGGGAAUGCAAAGAAAUGAAGAUGGCUAAAACUGAAGCCCAGUUAACUACUUCCAGCAGCACUGAGCAUCUGAUGCCAAAGAGAGAACAAAAGAGAGUCAUUCCUCUGAUUCACGCUCCAUACCCCGAGUCCCUCAUCACACUGCAGAAUAUUCUGCACAAGCACAAGCUCAAGUUGGUGGAUAUAUUCAGCAAAGUAGACAAGUCCAGGACCAUGAAGUUCAAGAGAGCAGACUUCCUGAAGGUUUUACAAGCGACCAAGGUGCCUAUCAGUAACGAUAUCUUGGAAGACGUGGUCAUCUACCUCACUUCUACAAGGAAAGGAAACUACAUAACCAAUGAUGAUCUGGUUGAGUGUCAGAAAAUAUGGUUGGAUAAUUUGAGAGAUCAAUGGAGAUCAAAGCCAGAGAGCUCUACUGCCCCUGAAGUUUCUUCCAUUACUGUGAAGACAGGCCCAUCUGCUCAUACCAAGAUCAAAGACUUAGAGUCUCCUGUACCUAAGAAACCAUCCCUGUUGGAAGUUCCCCCCAUCAACACUGAAAUAGAUGCCAUGCAUCUAACUUACAACCAAAUGGAAAUGGUUGGAAAGAGAUACAAGGAAAUGAGACGGCAGUUGAAGAGGAAGAUCGACCCCAUUGAAUGGUUGGAACGAUGUCGAAUGGUGAGGUCCGGAGACCCAGUUGUAGAUGGCCAUUGCCUGCCAAGCACCAUCGAGGGUGAAAUGGGAGAGGUGAUAGACCAGUAUCGAUUGGCUGUCCACCUGGUCUACACUCAGUGUGUCAAGCUCUGUGAAGCAUAUGGAGUGCCACUUACAGAGAGACUGCUGAAAAGGGCUCUACUUUACCCUGGAGAUAGAAUACUAACAGAUGGAAAGAACUAUCGGAAGAUGAGACAACCAGGAGGAUAUUAUUCAUCUUCUACAGACCAAGGUUCAUCGAAAGAACAGUCAAGAAGCUCUUCCAGGGAAAUAGAAAGCAAACCUAUAGUAAAGGCUAAAAAGAAACGGAUCAAAAAGACAGAAUCUCUAAAGUUCCGCUGGAAAUCGUAUGAAGAAUUUAGUCAUCUCAUGAGAGGACACUACAAUAAAAUGUUUCUUCCACUGGACAUCUGGAGUGGAAAAUCACCAAAGGGCAAAUUCCCUACCUCGAAAUUAGCCAUGGCUCGUCAUGCUGGGGACAUAGUCAUUGCACAAGACAUAAUAGAGAGAGAGAUGAAGAGAAUUUUUGCCUUCCUGAACCCCAUGACUGACUCCAACAGUUUCUGGCCGGGACAUCUUCUCGAAAAACUCCGUUUAUAUCUGCCACAAAUGGAGCGGGAUGGAGGGCAUGCAAUUUUCCACCGUGUCUCUCACACACGCCCAGUGUACCCUGGUACCUACAAUCCUUACCGCAACUGGCCAGUCAAUGAGCAGGGAUACGUGACUUAUGGUGAAUCAGAUUCCAAAAAGGAUUAUUAUUAUAUUUGAUGGUGUUUGAGACAGCAACUGUGUAUAAUACGGACAUUUCAUGAAGCAUUGGCUACCCCAGUGGAUCUUCUGCAAUAAGCCAACAUCCUAAGCUAAACAAGGUGAUCAAAAGAUACAAUAAGAAAUCACUGUGAAAAUAUAUGGUAGUAGUAUAGUUUGGCAAGAGUGACUUUUCCAGUCAGUCAGUCAAUGUGUGCCCCAAACACAUUUUGUGAUUUGUAUGAUCAUGCUGCUUGUUCCCAGUGAUAUCCAGUCUGUGCUUUAUAGAAACAGGGGAAUAGCCAUACUGCAGGAAAAUAUCCAUUUUCCCAAUGCACUGUGCGCUGUGGUACAGAAAAUUAGCAGCUCACAGCCUUUGGAAAAGAGUAAUUUAAAAAAAAAAACCAAGUGAUUCUCAGAUGUAUAGUUAUUUUUUGUAGCGAGUCUCUGAUGUUAGUACAAUUUGAGCUUAAUUAUUUAAAAAUCAUUAAAAAUCAACAGUUUGCCCAA
This is a messenger RNA of Hemicordylus capensis (graceful crag lizard), 2984 nucleotides long. It is a transcript of the gene EFCAB12, whose product is annotated as EF-hand calcium binding domain 12. The transcript is spliced from 10 exons. Lineage: Eukaryota; Metazoa; Chordata; Lepidosauria; Squamata; Cordylidae. The record is from RefSeq and is a predicted model, not a curated record. Bases 531 to 2495 code for a protein of 654 amino acids.